Messenger RNA from Poecilia reticulata (guppy), 1806 nucleotides. The record is from RefSeq and is a predicted model, not a curated record. NCBI's taxonomy places the organism in Eukaryota, Metazoa, Chordata, Actinopteri, Cyprinodontiformes, Poeciliidae.
CCAGGGGUACUUUCUAUGAGGUCGGGGUUGCCAUGGUUACCAAAACCUCCUGGUUUCUUCCUCCGGACCAUUCGGAACCAGCAGUUUCCGUCCCGUCCGGAGCCAGGCGGUUCUGGAGAACCGGGAUGUUUUUCUGCUCUGUUUGCUCCGCAGCUUCAGGAUCAGCCUCUGACGUCACGCCGAUGCGCUGGUCCAAUCAGUAGCGUCCUGGACCGGGUCUGGGUCCAGUCCGCCGCGCCUGGUCCGGCAGAAGGAAGCAGCGGCUGCGGAACCGGGAUGAUCCGCAGGACCGGGCGGUUCUGGUGGCUGGGCGUGACGUCCUGCGGAGACCCGGUUCUGAGCGGCCGGCAGCGGGCCCUGUGCCGCGGGAAGCCCUUCCUGCUGCCCGGCGUGCGGGACGGAGCCCGGCUGGCCGUGGCGGAGUGUCGGAACCAGUUCCGACUGGAGCGCUGGAACUGCUCCACGACCCGGAACCCCGCGGCCGUGUUCGGCCACGAACUGACGAGCGGAACCAAGGAGACGGCGUUCAUCUACGCGGUGAUGGCGGCGGGUUUGGUCCACUCCAUCACUCGGUCCUGCAGCCAGGGCAACAUGACGGAGUGCGGCUGCGACGCCCGGCUGCGCGGCGGCGGCACCGGGGCGGCGGAGGGCUGGCACUGGGGCGGCUGCUCGGACCACAUCCGGUUCGGAACCUGGUUCAGCCGGAGGUUCAUGGACGUCUCGGGGACGAACUCGUCAACGGGCCGGGUCGGGUUCACGCUCAGCACCAUGAACCAGCACAACGCCGAAGCCGGACGGCAGGCCAUCGAGACGACCAUGUCCACAGACUGUCGCUGCCACGGUAUUUCUGGUUCCUGCGCGGUGAAGACCUGCUGGAGGUCCAUGGCGCCGUUCCAGCGCGUUGGCGUUUACCUGAAGGAGCGAUACGAGCGCAGCGUCCAGGUGUCGGACCGUUCCAGGAGGAAGACCAGAAAAAAGGACCAGCGCCGCCCUGUGGACAAACACGAACUCAUCUACCUGAACAAGUCUCCAAACUACUGCCUGGAGGACAGGCGGCGUGGCAUCGCCGGCACCAGGGGGCGCCGCUGCAACCGGACCUCCACCGGCCCAGAUGGAUGCAACCUGCUUUGCUGCGGCAGAGGCUACAACACGCAUGUGGUGAGGAACAUCCAGCGCUGCGAGUGCAAGUUUGUCUGGUGCUGCUACGUCCACUGCAGGCGCUGCGAGAGCAUGAACGACAUGCACACCUGUAAAUAAGUCCACACCUGGAGCGGGAAGAGAAGACAGUCCUGCAUGGAUGGAGGUUCUGAUCGGAUCAGGAUCAGCUGCAGGUCACUGCUGGAGCACAGCUCCACUUGUCAUCCAGGAGCCUGAAGGAAUCCUGGAAACAAACUCCAGGCAGGACUUGGUUUUCCUCCAGGCAGGGCCGGACUUAGGAGGGUGUGGGCCCCUGGGAUUGUGCCAAGGUGUGGGCCCUGCUUAACCAUCGUUAUACAUUUGAUUAAGUACACACACACACACACACACACACACACACACACACACACACACACACACAUAUAUCCCUGAUUUCCUUCCCUUUGGGUGCUCAGCGUUUGGCCGUGACUUACUAGUGGAUCCGAUCCACAAACCUUUUCUACCCACAAGCUGACAGAAACCAGCCACUGUCCACCAUGAGGCUGAUGACCCACUGUCCACCAUGAGGCUGAUGGACCCUCUGUCCACCAUGAGGCUGAUGGACCCACUGUCCACCAUGAGGCUGAUGGACCCACUGUCCACCAUGAGGCUGAUGGACCCACUGUCCAC